Girardinichthys multiradiatus is the source of this 2710-nucleotide messenger RNA. It is a transcript of the gene ppm1nb, whose product is annotated as protein phosphatase, Mg2+/Mn2+ dependent, 1Nb (putative). The coding region runs from base 378 to 1670 and encodes 430 amino acids. Gene Ontology annotation, biological process: protein dephosphorylation. The record is from RefSeq and is a predicted model, not a curated record. The transcript has 6 exons. Gene Ontology annotation, molecular function: manganese ion binding; protein serine/threonine phosphatase activity; magnesium ion binding. Lineage: Eukaryota; Metazoa; Chordata; Actinopteri; Cyprinodontiformes; Goodeidae.
AAAAUAACAAGGCCAGGGGAGAGCUGGAGAAAGAGGGUAGAGCUAAGAAAAAGCGAGGGAGAAGGUGAAAUCACAGCCGCACAAAGAAGACACCAAAGAAAGAGCAUAAGAGAAGGAUGAGUGGAGGAGUGAGUGCUGAUCAGUAAGGUCUCCAGAGAGGAAGACAAAGGAGAUGAGUAGCAAGAGGGAGGGUGAACAGCCAGCAGAGAGAACAUCCAUCAGCUGAGGCAGCCAUGCUCUGAGCCCUGGAGCAGCAGGGCUACACAGGCAGUGCACAGGCCCAGCGUCAGGCCCAAAGCUCGGCUCUCUGUCCCAUCCACAACCACCAGAGCCAGCACAAAAGAGGAUUCCACCCUCAGCAGCUGCGCAUAAGGAACAUGAGGACAGCCAGGAAGGGCAGUGUGGAGAUGCCUGCGUUUGUGCGGCAGCUGGUCAAAGAAACAGAAAAGAGGGUCAGCUCUUUCUUCAAAGGGGGGCGUGGAGGAGCAUCAGACGGGGAGCAGCCUGGGGAGGGGGAGAAGGAGGAGGUCAUUCCCAGCCCGUAUCUGGACCGGCCAGUGCUGGACAAGUUGACAGAGGAGGGCUGCGCCCGCUGGGGCCUCACGUACGCCCUGGGAAGCAUGCAGGGCUGGAGGGCCAACAUGGAGGACUUCCAUAACUGUGUGCCACAGCUGGGUGGAGAGCUUGCUGAAUGGAGCUUUUUCGCUGUGUUUGAUGGCCACGCUGGCAGCACAGUGGCACAGUACUGCUCUCAGCAUCUUCUGGGACACAUUCUGGCCACAGCUGGGAUUGGACCUGAGGACAACCCUGAAAAGGUUAAAGGGGCCAUCACAGAGGGCUUCAUGCAAACAGACAAACACCUGCACUCUGUGGCCCGGCGAGAAGGCUGGGAGAGAGGUGGCACUACAGUGGUGUCCACCCUUAUUUCCCCGUACUACAUCUACUUCGCCAACUGUGGUGACUCCAGGGCCAUGCUUUGCCGGUCAGGACAGGUGUGCUUCUCCACUGAGGACCACAAACCUUACAGCCCUCUGGAGAAAGAACGCAUUGAAAGUGCAGGUGGGUCGGUGUCCCUUCAGAGGAUCAAUGGCUCCCUGGCUGUGUCUCGCGCUUUAGGGGACUUCAGCUAUAAAGGAGCAGAAAACCGGACCCCCAGCCAGCAGAUGGUCUCACCAGAGCCAGAGGUGUGCGUGGUGGAGCGCUCACCCACCGACGAGUUCCUGGUGCUGGCCUGCGACGGGGUAUGGGACACCAUCAGCAAUGAGGAGCUAUGUGCUUUCAUCCAUAAUCGUCUGCAAGUCUGUACUGACCUGAGGGAUGUCUGCACUCAAGUCAUCGAUCUCUGUCUGUACAAGGGCAGCUUGGACAACAUCAGCAUCAUCUUGCUCUGCUUCCCAGGUGCCCCCCAGCUGUCAGCAGAGGCAUUACACCAAGAGGCUGAGCUGGAGGACCUGCUGGAAUCCAAAGUGGCAGAAAUAUAUGAUGAGUUAUCUGCCUCUGGGGAGGAGCCUGACCUCCUGUCUGUCCUCACAGUCCUGGCAUCCACCAUCAUUCCUGGAUUGCCUCCAGGUGGAGGGAUACAGAGCAAAAGGAACUGUAUUAUCUCUGCUUACUAUCAUCAAAGAGAGGCACACAGGCCUACAGUACCAAAUGAACUGGGAAGUUCAUGAGACCCUGAAGUGGAGACUGGCUCUAAAUCACAGAGGGGACUAUAAUUAAUGUGACUAUUAAAAUGUUUUCCUCAUGUGUUCAAUUUUACAAUAAGGGAAAUCACAUGACCUGGCAAAGGUGUUCAUUUGCAUGAUGCUAGCAAGCAGCAUCUUAUUAAAACAAAUACAAUGCAAAAAGAAAUCUAAUAAAGCCUGAAACUUUAUAUUUAUAUGAGAUUGAUAUUUUGUAAAACAAGCAGUGAACCCCUCACUCUAAUUUAGUGACCACACAGCACAGCUAAUAAAUUCAAAGGACAGAUCAGUACAAGUUGAUGAAAAACAACCAUGACACUGUACAAUUUCAUUGUCUAAAAACCAGAAUUGUCUGAUACAAAGAAGGUUAUAUUUGAAAAAUGAAAAUUUGAAAAAAAGAUUAAAGGAAGAAUUUUUAGAAUUAAAAUAUGCCUUUAAAUUUCAUUGUCACAGCUAACCAUAAGCAAACAUGUAGAUGGACAUUAGUUCCCUGCAAGAAAUACUAACAGUGAAUCAAAGUCAGGGAACCCAUUAUGUUUCUUAUUGCUGAUGAUAAACAAAUAAUUACAAAUAUUUUAUUAUACAUACAUAAAGGGAAAAAACACAUUUCACAAUCCAGAAAAAACAUAUUUUUUCUAAAUGGUGGCUGUAUUGUAUUUCUAUUAUUCCUGAAGGAAAAGAGCUGCUUAUCAGGAAGUGUGACCAGAACAUAUACAAAAAUGGCCUAAAUCUAUACUUUUACUGACGAAUCAAAUUUCAACAUGGUCGUGUCCACACAUUUACCACCUUUCCAAGCAUUCCAAAAUUGUCUAUGAAAGGUCGUUUUUUGGUGAACUAAUCAUGUACUGUGCUGUCUUGUUCUUCUUUUCUAUGGUAGAUAAAAAACAGCAGCAAAAAACAGAAGGGGUCAGUUUUUGCAUUGGUUCUUUUAUCCACAUCAUACUAUGUUGUCCUGUUAUUUUAGUCAUUUCCUGUGUUUAAACAUUAAAGAAUAAAGAUUUUAAUCUGAAUAAAAAACAUAUGACUAA